This is a messenger RNA of Aspergillus melleus, 942 nucleotides long. RefSeq names its product alpha/beta hydrolase. Gene Ontology annotation, molecular function: hydrolase activity. NCBI's taxonomy places the organism in Eukaryota, Fungi, Ascomycota, Eurotiomycetes, Eurotiales, Aspergillaceae. The coding region runs from base 1 to 942 and encodes 313 amino acids. The record is from RefSeq and is a predicted model, not a curated record. The transcript has a single exon.
AUGCCUACUCCCGUCCAGACCGUCGCUAUUCCCAACAUUGCGUGGAACAUCGCGGCCGAUAUCUACUCCCCCCCGAACUUCGACAAGAACAAGACAUACCCGGCUGUUGUGUCUGCCCAUCCCAUCGGCUCUUGCAAGGCGCAAACGUCUGGUGGUGUCUACGGCAGGGCGAUCGCCGAAGCCGGCUUUGUGGUCGUGGCUUUCGACGCUUCCUUCCAAGGCGCUUCGGGUGCUGAGCCUCGCCUGAUGGAGAACCCCGAGUUUCGAGUCUCCGACUUUCGCUUCGUGGUGGACUACCUUCAGACGCUUCCCUACGUCGACUCCAAGAGAAUCGGAGUGUUGGGCAUCUGCGGUGGAGGCGGCUACGCUCUCAAUGCCAUCAUGACCGACUAUCGCCUCCAGUGCGCCGUUGGAAUCACCCCCGUCAACUUUGGACGCCUCACUCGUGAAGCCUUCGGUAAUUUCGACCCAGCCGACACCCUAGAAAAGAUCGCCAACCAACGGACUCUCGAGGCCCAGGGGGCUCAACGAUUUAUUCUGAACUAUCUCCCCUCCACAGUUGCCGAAGCCAAGCAGGCAACGACGGACAUUGAUACUAUCGAGGCCACCGAGUAUUACAAAACAGAGCGUGGCCAGGCAUCCAAUGGCGCCUGCAGUGGUCUUUUCUCCUUCAAUAGUGCUGCCCUGGCAUGGGACGCUUUCAACCACGCCGAACAACUCAUGACCCGACCGUUCAUGGUGGUGGUUGGUGACAAACCAGGGAGCUUCGGUGCCUAUCGCGAUGCCUCGGAAAUCCACGGCCGUGCUGCUUCCAAAGAGAAGAGUCUUGUUGUUCUUCCAGGUGUUUCGCAUUAUAUGCUUUAUGAUAAGCCGGAGGCUGUUAAGCCUGCUCUUGGUCAGGUUUUGCCGUUUCUUGAGAAACAUCUCGGCGUUGACAAUUGA